Messenger RNA from Culicoides brevitarsis, 1400 nucleotides. Its product is annotated as serine/threonine-protein kinase 4-like. Bases 167 to 1024 code for a protein of 285 amino acids. Gene Ontology annotation, cellular component: phagophore assembly site; cytoplasm; cytosol. Gene Ontology annotation, biological process: autophagosome assembly; regulation of autophagy; peptidyl-serine phosphorylation. Lineage: Eukaryota; Metazoa; Arthropoda; Insecta; Diptera; Ceratopogonidae. Gene Ontology annotation, molecular function: protein serine/threonine kinase activity; ATP binding. The transcript has 2 exons. The record is from RefSeq and is a predicted model, not a curated record.
ACUUUGACGUCUUUCAGACAAACAACACUUCUACAUGUGCUUUUGUUAUUCUUGACCAUUUUUGAACAACUCUUGACCAUAAUUAACAUUUAACAUAAUUGUGCAUCUUGACUUUUAAGCUAAAAAUUUAAUAUUUAUAAUACGAUAAAACAAUAAAACGUGAAAAAUGGCAGCAAUUGACUGGAAUCGUGAAUGUCAGAUACUCAAAAAAAUAGGCGAAGGCACCUUUGCAUCUGUUUAUAUUUGUCGUCGGAAGACUACCGGUGAAAAAGUUGUGAUGAAAUCCAUUGGCAUUAGUGACUGUUCGUUUUUGUUAUCAACUGUUCAACGUGAAUAUGCAAUUUUCUCUCAAGUCCGUCAUUCUCGCUUAAUUGAGUGUUUCGGCUUCUACCAAUGCUUGAAAAAUUGGAAUUUUAUUCUCGAAUACGCCCCCGGUGGGACUUUGGGCCACAAAAUCGACACGUUACAUCGUUCGCCCAACGGCAUGAUGUCCCAAAAUGAUAUUCUGGAUAUUUUCACAGACAUUCUCGUUGGCGUCAAAUACUUGCAUUUUCGUUCGAUAAUUCAUCGUGAUCUCAAGCCCGACAACAUUCUCUUCGAUCAAUUUGGACGUGCGAAAAUUGUCGACUUUGGCAUUUCCAAGAUUUACGAGACCCUGAACAACAGCAACCCCGAAUCGCAUGAAAUGACGAAAAUCGGGACGCCGUUCUACAUGGCGCCGGAAAUAUUGAAUCAUGAAACUUACGAUUUUAAGUGCGAUGUUUGGUCCUUGGGCAUCAUUUUCUUCGAGAUGUGUGAGUUGAGACAUCCAUUUGGUGAAAAAGGGACCUUGGACUGUUUCGAUUUAACGUUGCCUUUUAAAGUUCCUGUUAUCAAUACGAAAAAGCGCCGCCUGCAUCCAGCCAUGAACAAAAUUUGCGAAAUGAUGAUCGUACGUGAGCCCGAAAAACGUGUCGAUUUGCAUCAAAUUGUCAAUCACCACUUGAUUCGGAACAAAUUUUGCACGGUCUUCUUUGAAAAGUGAAAAGUUUUUAUAGCGCGUCAUCAUCAUGAUGGGAAGAAGAAGAAAAAAAGACGAAGAAGAUUGUUGUUUGUGUAUUUAUAAUAAGAGACGUGUGUGUUCUACAUUUUUUUUUUAUUUUAUUUCCCGUACCGAGAGCGAGGCAUGAGUGAGUGCGCGAUGUGAUGUGAGUUAGAAACCAUCAUCGACACCAAUAUAUAAUCACAAACAAUCGUUACUUGCAUAUUAUUAUCAUUAUUACUUAUUAUUUGUAUCAUUACUGUGCCUUCAUAGAGCAUUAUGCCCUCUGUGAUUUGCUCCCAUUUCCUACAUUUUUUCUUCUUUUAAUAUUAGUUCUGCUGUUUUUUUUUCACAUUCAUUGCAUGAAAAAAAGUCGAAA